Owenia fusiformis is the source of this 1721-nucleotide messenger RNA. NCBI's taxonomy places the organism in Eukaryota, Metazoa, Annelida, Polychaeta, Sabellida, Oweniidae. The record is from the annotation of a GenBank genome assembly.
AAACGAGGCCGUUGAACAAGACACAAAAUAACAUAAAGUGAAGAAAAGAAUUAUCCAAGAUAAAAGGUCAUAGGAAUUCUGGGAUACCCGGAAGUAAACAACAAUGACGGGAGACGUUUGUAACUAUGGCUGAAGAAAUUAACAACAAUAUGACAUAGAAGCCAGUAUGGAGGUUGAAGACAUCAUAUCUAAAACACACCAUAUCUCAGACACUGACCAACAUUACCAAAUCAGCAUGAGCUCCGUUACGCCAUCUAAUGGCACCACUGCGGCGCCAUCUACCAACUGUGAUGUCUUGGACUAUAACUAUGAUAUCCCCCCAGCAGUUAUCUCAGGGUUCUGUUUCAUUUUCGGAAUUGUAUAUUGUUUUUUUGGAUACAGAUUCUUCAAGGCAGUAAUGUUCCUGACAGGGUUUAUAUUUGGAGCAUUGUUAACCUACCUUGUUUGCCUUGAAGAGAAUCUCCUACCCUGGUAUGGCAAGAUAGGUGUCGCUCUAGGGGCGGGAAUCCUCUGUGGACUAAUCACAAUGCUUGUACAAUAUGUUGGAUUAUUCAUGACGGGACUUCAUACAGGAUUCUUUACUGCAGUCACAGCCCUUAUUAUCAUUAACAUAUUUUAUAUGCCAUCAACAAAGUGGAUUCCAAUAGGGAUUAUCUUCGGCUGUGGACUACUAUUCGCCUUAUUGAAUUUAUAUUUUCAAAAAGGCUUCACAAUGUUUGGAACUAGUGCAUUCGGUGCAGCUUUGAUGCUUGUCUGUUUGGACUACUUCGUUGAGAAGUUUAUGCUUAUGUUGUUUAUUUGGGACCGGGUUAUGGCGGAGGUGUCACAAGACGUUUGUUGGUAUAGUUGGCUGUUGCUAGGUUGCUGGCCUGCUGCGUUUAUCAUAGGUACCAUGGCUCAGUGCCUCGUCACAGGGAAAGAUGUCAAUCACAAAGAAGUGACGCGGAUACGAAAGAGGCGAGUUGUAGGCAAAAAUAAGCAGAGGACAGUUAACCUGGAAAGAAUCCGAGAGCGUGAGAGACAACAUGAAAAUACUUCCAAGUACCGCCAUCUAUAUCAAGUAAGAAGAGGAAAUGGAGACGUAAUCUCACAGGGUUUUAUCCAGAACAUCCAUCGCCACUUAUCCCCAGCAAUGCGUAGUCUCACAAACAUUGAACCAGGGGAUAAUGUACCAUCUAGCGCCAAUACUACACUUACCAACACUACCAUCACUCGAGUACAUAUGGACCACACACCACCACAAACUGUCAUUUCUGAGUAAUACAGCUGAAGUAGGAUGGUCAAAGAAUUACUACUGGAAUUACUGGGUCCAUCAGUCCUUAGUACUAUUUUGAUCUAGGAAAUAACUGUAAUCCAUUGUGGUCAAGAAACCACAUUGGCAUAUUAUGGUCAAGGAAUUAUUGGGCCCAAUAGUGGUCAAGAAGUUUGUGGGGCCUCUCAUGGACAAGGAGUUACUGGGCCCUGGGUCUUACUGUGGUUAAGGAAUUGCUGGACCAUGUGGUCAAUGAAUCUAUAUUCUAUAAGUGUACUUCAGUUGCUGGAAGAUCUCUUGAAAGCCCACAAGCUACCUUUUAUAUAAUUCACUCGUAACUCCAUGUAUAUAGCAAGUGUGUAGAUGUCUACUUGGGUAUUCCUACCUAAAUGCAGUAUUAUAUUGUGAAUACCUGUUGGUCAGAGUGACCUAUUACAAUGCUGAACCCUUGUGGUCUGUGAAUGAGGAU